Alternaria arbusti is the source of this 495-nucleotide messenger RNA. RefSeq lists its product as uncharacterized. The record is from RefSeq and is a predicted model, not a curated record. Lineage: Eukaryota; Fungi; Ascomycota; Dothideomycetes; Pleosporales; Pleosporaceae. Bases 1 to 495 code for a protein of 164 amino acids. The transcript is spliced from 2 exons.
AUGAAGAUGCAGCCCGACCGAGGAGCACACGACAAGAAGACGACGGUGCAGGAAAGUCUACCCGAAACCAUGCAGUCAGAAGCCAAUAUCACAACCUCACACAAUGGCGGCGACAUGAACGAGAAGAUCGAGAAGGUCACUGCCAAGCGUGAGAGCGACAGAACCCUCCAUCCGGUGCAGAUGCUAGAGAGCGAGCCAUCCCUUCAUCCCACCAAUACCGAGAAUGAUCACACACCGGAUGAGCAGAAUGAUGCCUCAGACAAAGACACAGCCAAGCCACUACAAAAGCCCUCACUCAUCGUCACCCUCUCAUGUCCGGAAAUCGCUCGAUUUGUUACGGAAGAUACAGAUAGCGAUGAAGAACUCGCUGAACAGGAUAUGUAUGGCGGUGAAGAUAACGACGAUGAGGGCCCAGAACCGCUUUCAGAGGCGCAGCUAGCUUACUUCUACGCCCACUUCGUCGACAUGGAUUGGGAUGUGAAAGUAGAUGCUUGA